Messenger RNA from Pieris rapae (cabbage white), 2549 nucleotides. RefSeq names its product connectin. The record is from RefSeq and is a predicted model, not a curated record. NCBI's taxonomy places the organism in Eukaryota, Metazoa, Arthropoda, Insecta, Lepidoptera, Pieridae. Gene Ontology annotation, molecular function: protein binding. The coding region runs from base 235 to 1722 and encodes 495 amino acids. The transcript has 3 exons.
GCGUCGUAGCUGGCAAACGUGUGAUCUACUCUUGUUUUUCUUAGGAUUGCGCGCGAAACACUACGACAGCAUGUAAAUUUUUUAUCUGUGCUUAUGUGUACUCUAUGGUUUAUUGGCGCGAAAUAUCCAAGGAGGUUCAUUAUGUAAAACUGUUCUGUGAAUUUUUUAGAAUUCACAGUGACGUGCCCCGAUUUUAAAUUGAUGAAAGAGGACCCAAUGUGAGUGGAAAUAAAGAUGGGCUUAAAGUGUCUGAUCCUAAUGAUAGCUUUUGCAACAGUCGAAAUAAAUCUCACUGAGAGUCGUCAAAAUGAUAAACGCAGAUGGAAAUCCGAAAAGUCUCCUUAUUCGCAUUUCGUUAAUAUUUGCGACAUACAAGACAGAGCAUCAAAAGUGCAUUGUUAUUGCGAAAGUAUAAAAAUUAAAACAGCAACUAAAGCCGACUGCUGGGUUUUUAAUGGCGGCAUUGCCGAAGAUGACCCCUUUUGGUCCAACUUCUAUUCUCAACCGAAAAUUGAACGGCUAACGUUCAAUGUAAGAACGGAUGGUGGGCUCACAUUUAUACCCGCAAAAGUUAUUGUGCGCUUGGACCAUUUGCAAUACUUAAAUAUUCAGUACGCAAACAUAUACAGCAUACCAUCCUUUGCAUUCACAAAUUCAACGACGCUAAGAGAAAUAACGCUGCACAAAAAUAAAAUUUCGAGGUUAGAUAAGAUGUCAUUCGCUCAUUUAAUUAUGUUGGUGAAUGUGAGUCUUGUAGAGAAUCAGAUUUCGGAGAUAACAAAGGAUGUGUUCUACAUCUUACCUAAUUUACAGAGACUGUACCUUUCAAAGAAUACAAUAGAAGUUUUGCACGACGGGUGUUUUAAGCAUUUGAACAAUUUAAUCAAACUUGACUUGAAUAAUAAUUUGUUGACUGUUGUAAUCAGAGAGAAUUUCCAGGGGCUAUCUAAUUUGAUUAGCUUGGAUAUGCGAAACAAUAAAUUGAGUAUGAUAGGCGAUCUUGCGUUCGCAGAACUUUGGGGUCUACAAGAACUUUAUUUAGAUGGGAAUGAAAUAAAGUUCAUUUCGGAAAGAGGUUUUGGUGGCUUGACACAACUUAAGAAACUUUCCCUAGCCAAUAACAAGCUAGCGACGUUGGAUGACGGAGUAUUUGAUGAUAUACAAAAGUUGAAUAUUUUGGAUUUACGAAACAAUAACUUGGAAACGUUAAAACACGAGACGCUGGGGAACGUUAUAGAUAAUAUGAAAUCCAAUUAUGCGUUAAUCUCUCUUGACGGCAACAAGCUAACCUGUGACUGUCGAUUAUCCUGGCUGCACAAACUCCGUGACGAGACUAGAAGCAAACGCGUCCGCGCGUCUCUUAACCGCCUGAACUGUAUCAUGGAUAACAAACUAAAAACCAACUUGAUCAAUAUUAAAACCCAAAGGAACGAACCGAACAAAGUAAUUGCUAAAACCGACAGAACCUACGACGAAGAUGACUUCGAAGAAUAUGACGACACUCUGCAAGAUCAGGACACAGAUUUAGAUUUGAAAAUCGAAUACCGUAAAAAACUACUUGACAUUCCCAAAGAUUUACUACCUUGUCCUAGUAAGCUUAUUUCAGAGGCUUCUUACUCGCCACCUACUCAGGACGAGGUGAAAUAUUACAAAACUUCCGGAAGUCGAUUAUUGCAAUCAAUUUUAAAUUUGACCAUUUUGUGUGCUUUUAUUGUAUUGUAAGUAUAAACUAAGCAAUGAUAGCUAUAUAUAUUAGCUCUAGUAUUGUUUUAUUAAAAAUCGUAUAUUAGGUAUAUUUUGUUUUUAUAGAAAAAUUUGAAUGCGAAUUUAGAAAAAAAAAUUCACUGUCAGUGGUAUCAACAACUUCGUUAUAUGUAUGGGUCGACUAGAGGAGUUUCAUGUUUAUUUCAUAUAUAUAAGAAUUGUAAAUAUAAAUUUAAAUAAAUUCGCACAUAACAAUUCCUCGUGUAUUUAAGAAAGUAGUUAAUUCAGAUUUAGAUUUAAAAUAAAGGAUGAAAUAUAAACUUUGAAACGUUGUUAUUAUCGGUUUAAUGACGUUAUAAGUUAAACUUAGAUUAUACGAAGAACUUUCGAUUGCUUUCGAAUACCUAACGAUGUCUUAAAAUGGAAGUAAGGAAUGUAUUAUAUAGAAAAAUAGUGUUGUAUUUUUAAUACAGAUUAAUUUAAUUGUCUGAAAAGAUUUUAAUAACUUUUAUUUAAAUUAGUGUAGCCAUGAUUGCAUAUUAUAAUGCUAGCAAGCUGAGAGUUGUAUUUAAUUUAUACUACUCAUUGAAAUAAAACUUCUUUGACGGCGUAUUUGUCAUCAUGUGUUCACUCUCUCAUCACAACUGUUGUAUAUCAUUCGAAACGUCAACUUUUUAUCUCUUAAUGAAGUUUCAAUAAAAGGCCGACAUAAGGCUAAAUAUGAUUUAUAUUAACUUUCGUCAUUAAUUAUGCCUUGUAAUUUAGAUUGUAUAUAAAAAAUUAAAAGAUUUUAAAAUAUAUGUAUUUAAUUGCAAAUGCGAAAUAAAUUGGUACUUUUUCUGUGA